Ipomoea nil (Japanese morning glory) is the source of this 3122-nucleotide messenger RNA. RefSeq names its product UPF0261 protein y4oU. The transcript has 7 exons. NCBI's taxonomy places the organism in Eukaryota, Viridiplantae, Streptophyta, Magnoliopsida, Solanales, Convolvulaceae. The record is from RefSeq and is a predicted model, not a curated record. Gene Ontology annotation, molecular function: catalytic activity. The coding region runs from base 184 to 2880 and encodes 898 amino acids.
UUGAUCUGAUAUCGUUUCGAGAAUUAAACAUUUGCUUUGAAUUAUGGUCAGGAAUUUCGUGUGUUUUGGUGGAUAGGUAGAGGGUUGCAUUCACUAUAUUCAAAUUGUAUUCGGUGUGUACAGAAGAAUUAGUUUACUAGCAAAGAAAACAAAGUUGAAUUACCAGAAAGAGGAUAACGAAAAAUGGGUACGGAGCAAAAUGCUAGUAGUUCCCUGCAAGUUUUCUGCAUUGGAACGGCCGAUACGAAGCUUGAGGAGCUCCGAUUCCUCUCCGAAGCUGUCCGAUCCAGUCUCAGUAGCUUCUCCAGUAACUCUUCAACCAAGGUGGAUGUCACAGUGGUGGAUGUCUCAACCAGUAGUCAGAAGGAGGCUGAUAGCUGUGGAGAUUUUAAUUUUGUAUCAAGAAAGGAUGUUCUUUCCUUCUAUUCUGGGACAGGGGAAAAACACUCUGUUCAGCUUCCGGAUGAUAGGGGCAAAGCUAUUGCAAUCAUGAAUAAAGGGCUUGAGAAUUUCCUCAAUAAAGUUCAUAGUGAUAAGGUUCUUGCUGGAGUUGUUGGCCUAGGAGGCAGUGGAGGGACGUCUUUGUUGUCAUCUGCUUUCCGCUCUCUUCCGAUUGGAAUCCCCAAACUGAUCGUGUCGACUGUGGCUAGUGGUCAAACGGAGCACUAUGUUGGAGCAUCAGACUUGGUAUUGUUUCCUUCAGUAGUGGAUGUUUGUGGGAUUAACAGUGUUAGCAGGGUUGUUCUAUCCAAUGCUGGUGCAGCAUUUGCUGGUAUGGUGGUUGCAAGACUCCAGAGCUCCAAGCAAUCCCCUACUGUUGAUGAUAAGGUUACUGUUGGGAUUACAAUGUUUGGGGUUACUACGCCAUGUGUUAAUGCAGUUAAAGAAAGAUUGACUAAGGAAGGAUAUGAGACCUUGGUUUUUCAUGCAACUGGAGUUGGUGGUAAGGCCAUGGAGGAUCUGGUUAAAGGAGGAUUUAUACAGGGUGUAUUGGACAUCACUACGACUGAAGUUGCAGAUUACCUUGUUGGAGGUGUUAUGGCGUGUGAUAGUUCUCGCUUUGAUGCAAUAUUAGAGAAGAAGGUUCCUUUAGUUCUAAGUGUGGGAGCCUUGGAUAUGGUAAAUUUUGGUCCCAAAAGUUCCAUACCUUCUGAUUUUCAGCAAAGGAAGAUUCAUGUGCAUAAUGAGCAGGUUUCUCUUAUGCGAACUACUGCAGAUGAAAAUAAGAAAUUUGCUGCAUUUAUAGCGGAGAAGUUGAAUAAAUCAUCAUCUAAGGUAUGUGUUUGCUUGCCAGAGAAAGGUAUCUCUUCUUUGGAUGCCCCAGGGAAAGCAUUUUAUGAUCCUGAGGCAAGUGGAUGCCUUGUUAAAGAGCUACAAAGGCUUAUUCAGAUUAAUGAAGACCGUCAGGUUAAAAGUUUUCCUUAUCAUAUUAAUGACCUGGAGUUUGCAAAUGCAUUGGUUGAUUCCUUCUUAGAUAUAUGUUCAAAACCUAAAGCUGUAGAUACUCACCAAGCUAGCAAUGAAUCCAUCGAAGAAGAUAAUCAGACAAAGCUCCCAAGCGGUGAAAGUCUUCAUUCAUGCCCAAGUGACUUCCCUGAUGCAAAACCAGUCAAAAUGUUUGGUAAUUAUAAUCAAUUGAAUACCAACGAUCGGGGUUGGGCGAUGGGAGAACAACUAAUUAGGUCCAUGAUUCAGUACAAUCAAAUGGUUGUUGGAAUGCGAUGGAGUUUUUCUGACCGAAGAAAAAAGAGAAGGUAUUUUGAUAGGGAUCAUGAUGCGGGACACACUCGCCUAGUUAAUGAUUACUUUUCUGAUGAUCCGAUAUAUCCAGAAGAUAUGUUUCGAAGACGAUUUCGGAUGCGAAAACAGUUAGUCCUGCGUAUAGUGGAUGCCUUGCAAAGUCGGUCUGAUUAUUUUCAACAAAAAGCCAACGCAUCCAACAAAAAAGGUUUAUCACCACUUCAGAAAUGCACUUCAGCUAUUUAUCAAUUAGCAUAUGGAUCACCUGCCGACCCAAUGGAUGAAUACCUAUGCAUGGGUGAAUCAACUGCCAUUGAGUGUGUAAUCAACUUUUGUCGGUGUGUCAUUGAAGUUUUUGGAGGCGAAUACUUGAGAAGACCGAGCGCAACUGACAUCAAGCGCUUGCUUCACAUGCAUGAACAGAGGCACGGCUUCCCAGGGAUGUUGGGGAGUCUUGAUUGCAUGCAUUGGGAAUGGAAAAAUUGCCCAGCAGCUUGGAAGGGCCAGUUUACACGAGGUGAUAAUGGAGUUCCAACAAUUGUACUUGAAGCAGUCGUGUCUGCAGAUUUAUGGAUAUGGCAUUCAUUUUUCGGCGUCGCAGGAUCACAUAACGAUAUCAGUGUGCUUAAUGAGUCACCUUUAUUUAAUGUUGUCUUGCAAGGAAAUGCACCGGAUGGUUAUUUUACUGUAAACAACAGACAAUAUACAAAAGGGUACUUUCUUACAGACAGCAUCUAUCCGAAAUGGUCAACGUUCGUGAAGAGUUUUUUGUGCCCAGUGGACCCGAAGAAAAAGAAGUUUAAGGAAAGACAAGAGGCGACAAGAAAGGAUGUCGAGCGGGCAUUUGAGGUUCUUCAAUCUCGUUGGGGAAUGAUUAGAGGUCCAGGGCGUUUGUCGUAUAGGGAAAACUUGAAAGAAAUAAUAUAUACUUGCAUUAUUUUGCAUAACAUGAUUGUUGAGGAUGAAGGAGAUGCCAUAGCCAAUUGGGUGGAUGAUAUGGGUGGUGCGCUAGCACCAGCGUCUCAAGGCUCAACCCAAGAAUUUCAAGAAUACCUUCAUAGAUAUUCCAAUUUAUGUGAUUCUCAAGUACAUCAUCAACUUCGGGCUGACUUGGUUGAACACAUAUGGGCAAAUAAUUAAUUUAAAUUUUAUUUUAGAGAUGUAAAUGCUUAUUUAUGUGAUAUUAUAGUAAAUUUUGACAGGGAGAUAGUGUAUUGGAGAUAGAUGAGAUACUGUGUGUUGAUGUGGAGUGAGUGGACCUCACAAAUAUGCACAUACAUUGUACUGUAGAUGCCCUUAGGUUCUCUGAUGCAUUCUACCCAGUGUUAUUGCGAGUAUGAUGGAAAACUUUGAGCGAGAUAUGGAUUUACCAACAUUGGCAA